AUGGCACAGAAUAGAGAACGGCGUGCAAACGCUGGUAGUAAAAUGGCAAAAUUACUGAAUGAGGAAGAGGAGGACGAUUUUUACAAAACAACUUACGGAGGUUUUGAAGAAGUUGAACAAGAUCAUGACUAUAUGGAAGAAGAUGAAGCAGAAGACGAAGUAGAUUCUGAUUUCAGCAUAGAUGAAAAUGAUGAACCUAUUUCUGAUACAGAACAGGAGGGACCCAAGAAGAAGCGUAGAUUGGUAACAAAAGCUUAUAAAGAACCAAAAGUUCAAUCACAAUUACCACCUAAAGAAAAGAAAGUAAGGCAGCCAAGGCAGAGGCACUUCAUAGAGAGUACAGAAAGAAAAUCUAUACGCCGUUCUACUGCUGCAAAAUCAGCUGCAACACAGCGAAGACUAACUGAAAGAAAUGAGCAUCAGAAAAGAAAAACAAGAGUUAUAAGACAUGACACAUGGAAACCUACUCAAGAAGAAUUGUUAGAAGAAGCAUUGCAAACUGAACAGAUUAAUGUGAAAUCAUUAGAAAAAUAUCAAAAGCUAGAGAAUGAAAAGAAGAAUACUAGAACAGUAAGAAAAGCACAAACUGGGCCUAUUAUUAGAUACCAGUCAUUAGCAAUGCCUGUAAUGAUACUUUCUGAAGUGAAUUAUGAUAAAGAAGAUGAGAAAAUUAAUAUUGAAGGAGAUGACGAAAAAAGUAUAAAUUCUGAAAACAAAGAUGGGACAACAGAGGAAAGCAAUGUGACCAUAAAAUCAGAGAAUGAUACAAAAGUUAGGAAGAAAGAGUCUUCCAACAAAAGCAAAUAUUACUAUGAACAAACAAAAGGAUAUUAUGAAAGAACAUUUGUCACUUUUGAGAAUGAACAGCUAUUUUCAGAAGCCUUUAAGAAACCUUCCAUACAGAGACCACCAAUGAAACCUUUAUGUGCAAUUACAAGGCUUCCAGCAAAGUAUCAGGAUCCUAUGACACAAUUACCAUAUAAAAAUGUCCAGACGUUUCGACUAUUACGUGAAGCGUAUUACCAACAAUUAGAGGCUCGAACUGAUAUCAAUGACACAUCACAAAGUCCAGAUUUACUGCGGUGGCUUGAGUGGAGGCAAAAGAAUCAUGGUGGUGCUCAGAGGAACACAGUACGUCUCGAACCAGCCUCGGCAAUGCUCACAUAGUCUUCAGUACGAAGCAAUAUUUUUACUUCUAUUUUCAUAGUAUUUGAAAUUUUUAUUUCUUCUGGAUUGGAGAAGUUCUAGAACAAUUACUUUGUAAGAUAAAUCAAGCGAGCAAAUACGGAUUUACAGUAACAAAAGUAUGUUGUAAAAAUCGAAGAAUUUGUAAAUAAUUGUAUAAUUUAUUCACAAGUGCCGCGUCGAAUUAUUGCCUGUCUGUUGAAUUCUGAGAUUCUUUGUACAGUCUUAGAAAUUAUAACAAAAUUGCGAUAUAAUAUAACUAUUUAUAUAAAGUUGCAAUGAUUGAAUGAUUAUCGUUAUACUUCUUUCAUUACACGUAACAAAAACGACAAAAAUUCCAGUGCACUAAACGUGUACAUGUGUGU
Molecule: messenger RNA, 1550 nt
Organism: Habropoda laboriosa
Lineage: Eukaryota; Metazoa; Arthropoda; Insecta; Hymenoptera; Apidae
Gene: YL-1
Product: vacuolar protein sorting-associated protein 72 homolog
Exons: 6
Coding region: 1-1167 (388 amino acids)
Biological process (GO): chromatin remodeling; regulation of DNA-templated transcription
Cellular component (GO): nucleus
Molecular function (GO): ATP-dependent H2AZ histone chaperone activity
Source: RefSeq, a predicted model, not a curated record